AUGGAUGAAGAGGGCAAUAAAAUUGAAUGCAUUGUGGACAAAUCAUAUGUGAUACUGGGGCAAGCACUUGAAGAAUAUGCUGAUGUCUACAUUCAUAAGCCAACACUUGUAACCAAGUGCAUUGGUUUUAAUGGGCCCAAGAAUUCUUUCGCUUUUGCAAACUUCCAAGAUCUUAUCGAUAAGGCUAUCCCUUCAACUAUUUCUUUUGGGAUAGCCAAGUGCAUUGGUUUUAAUGGGCCCAAGAAUUCUUUCGCUUUUGUAAACUUCCAAGAUCUUAUCGAUAAGGCUAUCCCUUCAACUAUUUCUUUUGGUUUAAUGAAAAAGAAAAUAGAUCGGCUUCUUCAUGUUCUCUUGCUACAACGUCUUCCUUCAUGGGAGUUAUGCCAUCAUUCUUGGCACAAUUAA
Lactuca virosa is the source of this 405-nucleotide messenger RNA. Lineage: Eukaryota; Viridiplantae; Streptophyta; Magnoliopsida; Asterales; Asteraceae. The record is from the annotation of a GenBank genome assembly.